AUGGCUUCUGCGGUUCUGAGUGCACUCGGCUACGCCAGCUUUGGUUUUUUGGCGCGCUGCUACGCCCUGGGUAUCCAGAAGCGUAACAUUCUCGACAACUUUGGCGGUCACGCCGCGUUUGCGGGUGCGUUUGGUGCGCUUGGUUACUGGCUCCACGGCGUCAAGAUCUCGCAGCAGGAGCUGCUGGAGAAGAAGCAGAAGGAGCUCACGGAGCGCCGGUUGGCAUAA
This is a messenger RNA of Malassezia japonica, 228 nucleotides long. RefSeq lists its product as uncharacterized. The record is from RefSeq and is a predicted model, not a curated record. The transcript has 2 exons. Bases 1 to 228 code for a protein of 75 amino acids. Lineage: Eukaryota; Fungi; Basidiomycota; Malasseziomycetes; Malasseziales; Malasseziaceae.